Messenger RNA from Alligator sinensis (Chinese alligator), 786 nucleotides. RefSeq names its product Spi-C transcription factor (gene SPIC). The record is from RefSeq and is a predicted model, not a curated record. The transcript is spliced from 5 exons. Gene Ontology annotation, cellular component: nucleus. Bases 1 to 786 code for a protein of 261 amino acids. Lineage: Eukaryota; Metazoa; Chordata; Crocodylia; Alligatoridae. Gene Ontology annotation, biological process: regulation of transcription by RNA polymerase II; cell differentiation. Gene Ontology annotation, molecular function: DNA-binding transcription factor activity, RNA polymerase II-specific; sequence-specific DNA binding.
AUGGCCUGUAAAAUACUUUUACAUAAUUUUACGGAUCAAGACAUAUUGGGUCAGGCCUUUGAAGAUGCCCUAGAGGUGCUGCAGCAGCAUUCUGAUGGUGAAAUUCAGUAUCCACCAGAUUGUAAAAACUGCCUGAUGGUAAUCAAUCAUCACCCUCACUUCCGAGCAAACCCAAACUACUCCGUAGCACCACCAACAGAGGAACCGGUGUAUAACUGGCGGAAUGUAGUAAACAGCACAACAGAUCUUUAUUCUGAUGAGAUUGUCUACCGCAGCCUGCAGAAUAUUUCAGAAAGCCAACUGAUGCAUACGUCUGGCAGCCAGCAAAAAGGAGGAAAAGGGAGAAAAAAGCUUCGUCUGUUUGAAUAUCUUCACGAGUCUCUCUAUGAUCCAGCUAUGGCAAAUUGCAUUCAGUGGGUGGAUAAAUCCAAUGGUGUCUUCCAGUUUGUUUCCAAAAACAAAGAGAAACUUGCAGAGCUGUGGGGGGAAAGAAAAGGGAACCGCAAGAUCAUGACGUACCAGAAAAUGGCCAGAGCACUGAGGAACUAUGGAAGAACAGGUGAAAUCAUUAAAAUCCGAAGAAAGUUGACAUAUCAGUUCAGUGCAGUUGUUUUACAAAGACUCUCUCCCUCUUAUUUCUUGGGAAAAGAGACAGUUUAUUGUCAGUACAUUCAGUCUGAUCAAGAAUACCAGUGUUCGGAUGACUGGAUCGCUUACAAUAAUUACAUGUAUAACAACGACUAUGCAUUGCAGCAUGCUAACAGCGAGAUUCACCAGUCACAUUAA